Messenger RNA from Penicillium paradoxum, 1254 nucleotides. RefSeq names its product glucan 1,3-beta-glucosidase (gene exg1). Gene Ontology annotation, biological process: glucan catabolic process. NCBI's taxonomy places the organism in Eukaryota, Fungi, Ascomycota, Eurotiomycetes, Eurotiales, Aspergillaceae. The record is from RefSeq and is a predicted model, not a curated record. Bases 1 to 1254 code for a protein of 417 amino acids. The transcript is spliced from 3 exons. Gene Ontology annotation, cellular component: cell surface; extracellular region. Gene Ontology annotation, molecular function: glucan exo-1,3-beta-glucosidase activity.
AUGCCGUCCAUGUCCAAAUUCGUGCAGAAGACCGUGCUCGGACUGUCUUUGUUGGCAGCCUUGGUGCAGGCCAGACCUUCGGCUAAUCUCAACUUCAACUAUGGUUCCGAAAAGGUCCGCGGUGUCAACCUAGGUGGUUGGCUUGUGUUGGAGCCUUGGAUUACGCCAUCUAUUUUCGACGCCGUUGGGGAUUCUGCCGUUGAUGAGUGGUCUCUUUGUCAGAUUCUAGGGGCGGAUGAAUGCCGCUCUGUCCUCUCUCAGCACUGGCGCAGUUUUAUCACCGCGGAGGACUUGAACCAAAUCGCCAGGGCUGGAAUGAACCAUGUUAGAAUCCCUGUGGGUUACUGGGCUCUCAGGCAUUUGAAUGGUGAUCCAUAUGUCGACGGUCAGCUGGAGUUCCUUGAUCAAGCCAUCGGCUGGGCCCGCUCUGCUGGGCUGAAGGUUAUGCUUGACUUGCACGGAGCUCCUGGCUCUCAGAAUGGCUUUGACAACAGUGGAAAGCGCGGUAGUGUUCAGUGGCAGCAGGGUGAUACAGUUGAAAACACCAAGGAAGCACUUAAGGCGUUGGCUGCGCGCUACCAAGGUGACGGAGACGUUGUGACUGCGAUCGAGGCAUUGAACGAGCCCAGUAUCCCUGCUGGUGUUAAUCGGGCUGGUCUGGAGCAGUACUACUACGACUCAUGGGGCGUCAUUCGUGAGGCAAGCCAGGAUACUACACUUGUCAUUCACGACGGGUUCAUGCCCACUGAAUCCUGGAACGGUUUCAUGAGCCAGUCCUCCGGUGUUUGGUUUGUGAUGAUGGACACUCACCACUAUGAAGUGUUUGACAAUGGUAUUCUUACCGCAGACACCAAUGGCCACAUCAGCAACGUCUGCAGCUUUGCCAAUGACCAUGUUAAGACUUCCGAUAAAUGGACUGUUGUGGGUGAAUGGACCGGUGCUAUGACUGAUUGCGCCAGGCACCUGAAUGGAAAGGGUGUUGGUGCUCGCUAUGACGGUACGUUCCCUGGUAGCCAGGCGAUCGGCAGCUGCGCGGGCAAGUCUACUGGAUCUGUGGGCGCUAUGUCGGAGACUGAUCGAGCCAACACCCGUCGCUUCAUUGAAGGCCAGCUCGACGCCUAUGAGAAGGGUACUGGCUGGAUCUACUGGACCUGGAAGACUGAGGGUGCUCCCGAAUGGGAUAUGCAAGAGCAAAUCGUUGCCGGUGUCUUCCCCAGCCCUGUUACUAGCCGUCAAUACCCCAGUCAGUGCUAA